AUUUGAACCGUUUGAAGCGCAAGCGUUUAAUGGGUACGUUGCAUAUGAAGUAAAUAUGUUUCUUAUGUGUUUGUAGAUCAUAUUCUUAGUAUCCAAUAAGCAGCUUUUUAAUUGAAGCCUAAUGUCUAAAAUAGUAAAUUUGAUGCUUGAUAUUUAAGAGUUCAUAAAUCUAGUGCCAGCUUUAUAGUGGUCGAAGCAAACAAAAAUGUGAAUUUAAAUGUUUUAUUAUUGCCAUUUAUUUUAUUUUAUCCACAAUAAUAAAUUGCCUCGAACCUCGAUAUUUCUAAACAUAUAUAAUCGCUGAUUGUGAGGAACUAUGUGGAAAGCUUUGCUGAAGUCAAUAUAGACUACGUCUUCAGGUAACAUUCGGUCUUUAUGAGCGCACCAACUUUCACGAGCCAAUAAUAAGUUAGUGAGACAGAAAUAACCGUGCUACUUCUCAGAAAAAAUCCGGUCUUAACCGAGAUACGUAAACAGCUUCCGAAUAAUCUUUUCUGAAAUUUUAACAAUCACACUGGCUAGGCUAACGGGUCGAUAGUUCUCACAUUUAUGUUUCGUAUCUGUUUUGAAGACAAGUGUUCUUAUGGCGUUCUUCCAGUCUUUUGGUGAUCGACCCUGGGUUACGGAUAGAUUGAAACCUAUACUUAGAGGGUUCACAACGAAGUUAGCUUGCUCCUAUAGUGAUCUAGGAUGCAUUUCACCGGGUCCCAUGGAUUUGCCUGUAUCAAGCUUAUUUAGCAGACCAAAGACAUCGAUUUCUUUAGUAGUCACAUUGUCCAGUGUGUGUGGGGGGUUUGUAUGAACUGUCAGAAAGGGUGUCUCCGCGGUAUAUACGUUGCUAAAGUAGUGUGAUAAUGCUCGAGUCUUACUAUAAUCGUCCACUAAUGAUGAAUUAUUACUGUUUCCCCGUAGUGCUGGAGUAUUUCCUCAUCUUUUAGUCCUUUGGUUUAUGUACGAGUACAAGCGUUUUGGGAAUUCUAUGGAUUCUUUAACAAUUUUUUCUUCUGACAACCUUCUAGACUCACAGAGGGUCGAAGCACAAAUAUUUAUAGCUUCUCGAUAUUAAGAUUUUGUCUCAUCAGUACCCAGUAACCUAAAUCUCCCCCACAUUCUUCUCGUAUGGGGAAGGGUGCGAACCUCCAUGCUGAAGAGUUACUCGGACCCCUGGGUGUAGUCCAUGGGAUAUGUAGAGCACUAACUUUUCCGUACGUUUUGAAACCAAGACAAUAAACCUAUAUUUCAUCUGAGCAUAUUUUUUACCAAAUAGUUCAACUGAAUUACUACCGAGAAACUCAGAACACAGUGUUACAACUUACUAAGUGAUGAAUAUAGCCAAACACAAGACAUGAAGUCUCUGACUACUCAUCAGAGUCGUAUACAGAGUUACUGAUUUUCCAAUUGCGGUUUGUGCGAUAAUUGUUAUCUGUGGCUAAAGAUAUCAGGCGAUAUGGAUUAAGUUGGACCGUAACAAAGCGACCAUUUCAUCCCGUCUUCUAGAGUUAAACACCGGUAGCAUACCAGUAUUUUCAUUUCUCAACCUCCUUCGUUUCUUUGGAACUACAUAUUUUUUCGUGUCUAGUUUUCCGCUUCAAAUAAUAUUACUACUUCCACUCAUUUGUUUUUCAUCCUGUUAGUUUCCGUUUUUUCUGAUAUAAAUUGCAGCAUUUUGGGUCAACAUGUUUGCGUUAGGUUUCGGGUUUUGUAGAAUAAACAUUGGUUAGCAAUUUGCACUCAAGUUGUUAAAAAAGUAUCCCUAAAUUAGGAAUGACAAAUUCUGAAUUUGAACAUUAUCCCACUUGUUAAGGUACGAAUUAGUCAGCGUAGUUGAUUGUCUACAAAUUCCUUUUAAGACCCGCAUUUCAAUUAAUUUACUACAUCCUCACUGUGCUGUUCACAUAUUGUAUUCCUUUGCCAAUGUUUCAGCUGAAAAAUUAUGCGAUUUAGUUAUAAUAAAAUUGUCGGGCAGUUAUCCUACAGAUAUUUUAUGAGUGACUAGCAGUUAGAUCUUACUUAUUGGUUGAUUUAAUUUACUGUGAAGAAGUGGCCUUCGUUUAGUCACGAAACGUCAGAAAUUCAAAUUCACACUCACUAGGUAUGACAAAUAUAUCAUUAUCUCCAAGGAAGGGCAAGAGGUUGGCCGUAUUAUUUUUGGACACAAAGUUAAGGACUGAAUCAGUGGAUCGUCAACGCCUCAGGGGUACACAGGUUCUUGAUUUGAUCUCUUGUUGAUCCACUUCUUUUGACUGUAUAGAUUUAUUUAAAGGUCGAAUUCUUUGGAGUUAGUCAGGUGUUCUUGUAUUGAGCUAGUGAUAGCUUUUCAUUACCCUUCUAAGAGCCAUACCGUGUAAUGUUCUGAGACGCGUUUGGAAAGUUUUUGAGUUGUGCAUACAUUGUAACCUGCCCCAGCGGCAGUCCAAAAGAAACCUCUCUUUAGGCAUGCCAAACUUAAAGGAUAUACGGCUGCUGAGAUCUGGAAUAAACAGAUCUCAAAAUCCUUGAAGAAAACCUAGGCUAAGCUUUGUAAUAUGAUUAUUUUAUUAUUGACUAACAGAUUUUCGUUCGGAAAUUCCUGCCAAUAGUUUAUAACCAUAAUGUUGUAGCCUCCUUUACGGAAUAAUAAUUUAAUCCUUGUUACAGUUAUUAAGCCAUCACUUAAUUUUGCCGUACGUUUAUAUCUAGACUAACACAAUAUAUAAGUCAUCGAUAAGUAUAGUCGUGGGUUUUAUUCAGAAUUUCAAAGAAUCAGAAUAUUUUCGUUUAAAAAUGUAUAUUGACUUGAACAGCUAACUAAGCCAACCAUUCUAGAUGGUUCAUAAAACGUCGUUACUAUUGACUUAUAUGACGGUCGUUCACUGUUACAGUAAGACGUAAAUCUUGGGCAAAUGGUUGCAGUGCAUCCGUAAGAAGACUAUUGGUGUGAUGUGUUAUUGGGUCUCGGCCGGUAGUCACAUGCUGUCAAAAGUGAUUCUAAAAGCAAAUCGUUCUUUUCUGUCAUUGGAUCUCAAAUUUUUGAUCGCAUAAUAUUUCAGAUUUUUGUAGCCAUUGAAAUUUAAUAUCUUAAUAAUACCUAUUUUUUGCAUAGUUUAAUGUCGGGUCAGCUGUCGAAAUCAUGCACAAUCAUGCAGGAUCCCGUCUCAAACCCAAAUAUUGAAGAGGCCACUUAUGAUAGUGACAAAAAUUCUCAUGGAAGAUGUACUUCAUCAUUAUAUGAAGAUGAUGUAAAAGUUAUGGAAGUGAAGGAAAAAAACCUGGCCUCAUCAUAUCAAGAUUCUGAGUACACGCGAUCUUCUGAUGGUUCACAAUAUUCAGUUGGACGUAGUAAGGAUAGUCAUAUGGAAAAUAUUUCACCUUCCGAUAUCUUAUCAAAUAAUCAGGCGAAUGGAGUCCGUUGGCGUCAUUGUGUAAACAAUGGUCAAGAGAUGUACAUUAACGAAGCAACUAAUGAGAAAUGGGUUCCAGCAACUGAUCAAUAUGGAAAAACAUAUUAUUAUGAACUAAACACUCGUCAUUCCGUAUGGGCACUUGAAGAUCUAGAAACAUCACCUACAGACGCGCCACAUUCGUCCGACUCAUUGAAUAAUUAUUUAGAUAUUAAUGAACCGAAUGCUCCCAAGGAAGCUUUUGACUGUUCAGUAUUUGAAGAUGAAAAUAAUGGUUCUUAUGUUGAUCAGUAUCCAUCUGUAUCUAGAAUGUCAAGUAUCAGUAAAGUUAAUCGGAGAACAAUGAGUCAAUCUAAAGUGUCUCAUCGAAGUUCACAUAUACCUUCUGAAGUUUGUUCAACACAAGUUAUCAAUCGACCUUUCAGCUUAGUCAGUCUUGAUGAUCAAGAUCAAGGAGCAGGUGGACGUUUUCAGAUAAAGAAUGUAAGCAAAGAACAUAUCAGUGGACCAAGUGAAAAUAAACUUACGCACUUUGAACGACGUGGUGCAGUUAUUCGUACAAUGUUAAUUGAAAAUGGCAAACGUAUAUCAAAGAAAUGGAUACCAGGUGUAUUACAUCUUAGUGGUCCAUUACUUUUUUUAUACAAAGAUAAUAAGCCUUCGUUACCUAAAAUACAUCAACCACUUGGUAAACCUGAUGUUCAAUUCAACAUUAGAGAGGUAAAGGUUAGCGAAGCAAACGGUGAACAAACAUCAAGAAAGAAUGUGCUCAAAAUUGAAUGUGAAACUGCUGGAAAGUUGAACGUUCAUUUAGUACAAAUCCCAGCCAUCGAUUAUGAAUCGUGGAAAGCUGCAAUACGAUAUGCGAAGGAUCUUUUGAAUGAAGAUCAUGGAGUCACGUUAGGACGUUCAUUAACCAGAUAUGAUUCGGGACAACCUUCUGUGCUCGAUAAAAAAUUGUUGGUUAAAUUGCGUGAUUUUUUUAGAACAAGACCAACUGCUGCAUCCCUACGAUCUCGCGGUAUUUUAAAGAAUGAAUCUGUAUUUGCAUCUACAAUCAUGCAAAUAUGUGAGAAUGAAGAUUCUGAUGUACCUAAUUUUAUUGUUCGUGCAAUUCGUGCUAUUGAAGCUCGAGGACUUGAUCAUGUUGGGAUUUAUCGAUCAAGCGGAAAUGGUGCUACAAUCCAAAAACUUCGCUGUGCCGUUAAUCAAUAUAACUACAGUUUAAAUUCUGAAAAAUGGAGUUUAGAAGUAUUAACAGGGGCAUUAAAAUUAUUUUUUCGUGAACUUAAAGAACCACUUAUAACAUUCAAAAUAUAUCCAGAAGUUGAUCAACUAUUGGGUAAAUAAAUUAUUCAAUAAAUAUUAAUAAUACAGUAAAUAAUGUUUGCUAGUUUUUUGUAACAGAGAAAAUUUUUUUCUCAUUAUCCUUUUUUUAUCGUUAUUGAAAUAACUUGAAAUCUGUGUUGUAUAGUUUGAAAUGAUUUACUUUGUUUUAAUGGUUUUAUUGUACUGCGUUUGUGUAAUUUUGUUGUAUUUUUAAAAAAAGAUCAGUUCCUUGAUUUGUAUUAGCGUCUGUGUGAUCGGACCGUCUAUAAUAGGAGGAGGAGUAUUAUCUAGUUUGAAUAUUGACUUCUUUACGUAUAUGGCCUAUGGAACUGAUGACCUUUUUUUCAUAACAAUGAACAACUUCUUAAGCCUUAAUGCUGAUUGGUCCUUGAACUCUUUGCAAUUCAGUUUACAAUCAAAAGAUAAGGACAACAAACAGAUUAAUUCUCAUUUUUACUCUAUUCAUUUAUGACUCAAAACUCAUAGAAUACUUUACCUCGAAUACCUGCUCGGGUAGUACAAUAAUAAGAGAUUACAAUGUAUACUCAACCAUAAGUGGUACAAAAUUGAGCAGUAAAAAAAUUAAUAAUUAGUGGAAAAUCUGAAACAGUAAGACGUAAAAAAAUAGUUUGUGUGUCGAGAGAAAAUGUACAAAUAUGAGAUAAUAAUACAAUACCCCAAACGUCUAAUAGUUCUGCAAUAGAAAUACUAACAAUAAUUUCCAGUAGAAUGUUUCCGGAAUAAAAACUACGCUCAAAUCCUUUUCGGAAUAACCAGUUUGGACGUGAUUCUCAUCUUAAAUAGACACAAGUUCUAGUGCAUUAGGUUUCCAGAUGAAAUGUCAUGUGACAGUUAAACUUUGUUCUUCUUAGGUUUGCCGAAGCCAUAGUCACAAAUGUCUCAAGUUACGUUUGUGUAUUCAAAGGGAAACAGUGGCUUGUCUUUCCUUGUCAUCGUGAUGUUAUCAUCAAUAUAAUACAUCAUUCUCACAACUCUCCCUUAUUUUUAUUGCACCUUUAAUUUCAAAUUCAUGACUUUAUUUUCAACUGACUAGUCUCAACUCAACUCAUAUUAUUCUUAAUUACUACUAAUUUGUGUCUUCAUAGCAUAAACAGUUAAUUGUUUUAGCUCUGUAACCUCUGUAAAUCCAUUAUCUUCUUUCAAAUAUUAUGUUUAUUUACAACACACUACAUCUUCAAUAUUAUUGCACUUUUUCGAAUCUCCUCUCCACGGUAAUGCUACAUAUCUACAUCUAACCAAUAUCACUGUGUUCAGUAUGUUAACUUUGUGACAAUUUUUGAAAGCAAUUAAAGGAACGUUGCUACUGAUCAUAUUAUUUUAUCUAGCUACUGAAACGACUAUGAAUAGGUUAUUUAAUUGCUAAUGAGUGGUGAAUUUACUUAGCUUUCUGUAAUUACAUGCUAAUUCCUUCCUAAAUGGAUAAUUUCGGUGACAUUUUUCUUAUUCAUAUUCCCGCUAUGAACUUUGGUGUUAACUGAUUGUUUGUUAUCGCUCUUAGUUUGCUAGCUUCGUUAUGUUCCCCGAGGUCAUUGUAUAUUACUUUCUAGGCAUAGUUGUUCCUUGUCAAUUGUCAACUUCUGUUCGGAAUACAAAGCUAUCCUGAAAGUCUCAUUUUCUCUAUCUCAUGUUAGCUUGCGGUUAUUAAAGAUGACCUAUUGUUUUCGACGUUCAGUAUGUCGAAAUUCAUAUUCGUUCUUGUUCGUCUUAGAAGACUCGUAGUUGCUCAUAAAAUAGGAUUUACUGUUGGCCGUCUGGAAACCUCCAAUUCAUAAUCGCUUUUAUGGAUAUAUAUACUGUUUACUUUGUUAUUAGUUUAUAUCACUGUAUCAUACAACAUUUUGUAUAAUCUAUAAUUAUGGAUCGUUCUUGAAUUGAAUUUCCUUUUAUUCAAUAUAUAGGUGAUAAUAAUAUAGCGCCAGAUUUAAAAGUGAUUAGAAUGCGAGAAUUGAUCAAUUCUAUGCCUGUCCCACAUAUCGACACAUCUCGAAUAUUUUUUCAUCAUUUGUACAGGUAAGAUGGUGAAAUAAGUUAAGUUUUACUACGAAAGAAUUACGUUUUUUCAAAGGAAUUCUCAAUAUAGUACAAACGUGAAAAUCGAUUGUGAUUUAGGAUUAUAUAUUAUAUAUAUACCAACACAGCUUAUCUACUUUCUUCAAGCUUUUCCCAAAUUCUUGUCUUUUCUCUCUCACUCCUCAAUCACAUGAUAUUUCCAUGCCCAGAUCCCUACCGUAUUAGGAGACAUCUUCCAAACGUUCUUAAUUCGGAAUAGUCUCUCAAAACAGAACUGUAAACAAUCGACAUAGACCAAGGUCUUUUUGUAGUUGCCACUAUAUCAGCAAGAGCCUAUCUGCAAACUUAAGAGAACUAGUGCAACAAUAGGAUACUGACCCAUGACACGCAUCAUCAGUUAUAGUUGUUAGCAUCCAGCUAUGCAAGCCGCCAUUGAUAUCCCAUACGCAUGUGACCGACCACUUGUAAUGUUAUGUAUUCCUGUUGUGUGGUGUUGCGUUCUUAAAGCAAGGAAAAACGAAUGCACUACCACAUCUGCGAAUAAUUUCGAACCAUAUGAAAUAACAGUAUUCAUCUAGAAGUUCGAUUCACAAUUAAUAACUUUUUGUACAUUGCUUGGACAUAGAACUCUGUAGGUUUUAAUUCAUCCUCAUGAAACCACUCAGUCAAAAAUUGCUUGUGCCACUACCGAAUGAAAUUCACUCCAAAUGUUUCUUUGUCGUCGUCACGUUAUUUCCUUAAAAUCAAGGAUAUCAAGAUUUCCAGAUGAUUCAAACAUCCACAAAUUGAAUUGUAAACAUAUAACUUCAGGUGAAUUAAGUCAACAGGAAUAAGUGUUUCAUGCAUUUUUCAAAACAAUACACAUUCUAAAAAGGAUUUUAAAGAUUCCAGCUGGUGAAAGUUAAAGUAUCAACUUCAAAAGUUGUUACAUGGUAUUUGGAGAUCAAGAACACUAUUUCAGACUGACCAGUUAUAUCUCAUCCAUAUGAAGUGAGAGUUGAAGAGAUCUUAGGGAUGAGUGAAGUCAAAGAGAAAAUCGAUAAGUUUGAGUACAUUAUUGGUGACUUGGAGAUUAUUCCAUUGUAUUUUAAUCGAAGCUCUUUAACUACUCAUACUAGAAUAGUGUCUUAUCGAUAUACUGACAGAGGAAAUAAGGUAACAUUGAUUUAUUUAGUUCUUGGUAAUAACGCGUAUAAACAUAGAAUCCUUUAUUUACAUUAAAAGUUGAGGGUUGUUCAAAUAAGCUUGCACAUAACUUUCUUAAAAUCUGUUUUCAAUAAACUUCAUUUCUUUGUAUUGUACUUUUUCAUUUAUUAGAGUAAUGCAAUUGUCCAGUAUCAACCAAAUGCAUUCUUACAAUUUGGCUAUUGUUUUCGGACCUAGUUUAAUUUGGCCAGAAGUAGAGUCUGUCGCAUAUAGAGCACUUAAGUCUGUACAGGUCCCAUGUAUAGAAUAUUUGCUUACACAUGUAGAGGAAAUAUUCGGACCAGUAACCCCACCGCCAGUUAUUUCAUAAAUCCAUACAUGGAAAUAAAUACUGUUUCUAAUAUUUUAUAUGAAUAAUAGGUUAAGUCCAACCAUUUUUUAAAUACAAACACAACGCAUUGCUCAAAAUCUACUUGUUUGUCUCCGAUCCAAUUAUCAUUAUCAGCUUUAGAGUUAUCAUCAAAUAUUUUUGAUCGCUUAUAAUGUUUUUCAAGUCCAUAUUGUCACAACACAUGUAUAGUGUGUAAUCUUUUGCCUUUUUUUUUUUUAAAAAACGCACCGAGUAGUAAUUUUGCAAUUCUAUAUAUUGUAACUUUCCUUAAAUUUAUUUGCUUUCUAGUAAGCACUUUUGUUUGCAAUAAACAUCACUUUAUACUUGCUAAAAUAAUUGCAAAAAUGUGAUACAAAAUAACACUCAGCACUGUAAAUUUCUCUUGUUUUCUACUACAUUGUUAGGGUUUGAAUGAUUUCAACGAAUAUCUUCUGUCCAUAGUUUUCGUUUUGUUUAAAUUGAUUCAUUUGUUUUACUAGUCAUUUUAACAAUUUUUAUAGUGUUCUUGUUAUAGUUGGUGAGGCAGGAUUUCAGAUUGAAAUCAAUAGGUAAAAUGUUAAACGAUAGGUGAACAGAACGAUAUGAUGUGGUUAAGUGAUAGCCACUCACAAGACUGUAUUAUUGACUUAAUUCCAUGAAUAGUUAGAAAUCAGAAACAAGACCACUAAGCAGAUGUAGUGAAACAUGUUCAUAUACAACACAAGGUAAACAUGGUGAAAUGUCAGGCGAUUUGGAAAAAAUAGUUUGGUUAGGUCACCUAUUCUUCAAUUAGUUGAAAGUUUGGCCUCAUUCCUGGGCUUUGCAUCAGACCUUGUUCAAAGUAAUUUCCGUUUUUCUCUUACGCCAAUUGUACUAGUUACCGAUAGAACACAGUGCUUGUGUAUUUCAGAAAUAUUAAACUAUUAGUUAGGCGUAAGUUGUAAAUUCGCGCAUCAUAUCGCCUAUUUCGGUUUGACCAAACGGGUGUGGCCAGAAUCCGAAUAAUUUAACCUUAUAUUUGGCGAAUGAAUUAUAUUUACAAACACUAAAUAAUCUAAAUACUGUUUAGAAAAGAAUUCACUUUGAAAGAACUAGAUCAAUUU
Messenger RNA from Schistosoma haematobium, 9359 nucleotides. RefSeq names its product Rho GTPase-activating protein 27. Gene Ontology annotation, biological process: signal transduction; regulation of GTPase activity. NCBI's taxonomy places the organism in Eukaryota, Metazoa, Platyhelminthes, Trematoda, Strigeidida, Schistosomatidae. Bases 3087 to 4730 code for a protein of 547 amino acids. The transcript is spliced from 14 exons. The record is from RefSeq and is a predicted model, not a curated record. Gene Ontology annotation, molecular function: protein binding. Gene Ontology annotation, cellular component: cytoplasm.